Panicum virgatum (switchgrass) is the source of this 1722-nucleotide messenger RNA. RefSeq lists its product as uncharacterized. The transcript has 2 exons. Lineage: Eukaryota; Viridiplantae; Streptophyta; Magnoliopsida; Poales; Poaceae. The record is from RefSeq and is a predicted model, not a curated record. Bases 1 to 831 code for a protein of 276 amino acids.
AUGAAGCCGUGCCCCCUCCCCGCCCCGACCAUGACCUUCUACCCGCCCGGACGGUUGUACUACGACGGCAGGAUGGAGUUCAUGCUCCUCGGCGGCAGGCACAACAAGGUGGUCGCCGCCGACCAGACGGGCCGCGCCGUCCUCUACGACCCCGACCAGCACGCCGUCCGCACCCUGUCGACGAGGACCACCUCUACGUGCUCGGUACGGUCCCGGGCCCCGAUGGCCGGUGCUUCGAGUGCCUCGAGUUUGACCACGGCGGAGGCGAGGACUGGCACCCCCGCGUCCUCCCGCCGCCGCCCUAAAUGUACCGCGAGCGUAGGAGGGACGGUCCUCCUCCCGCCGUCGACUCGUACACGGCGGUCGACGGCGGCGGCGGCGGCGGCGCGCGGUGGCACCAAUUCGUUCGACACGACGGCGGAGGCGUGGAGCAAGGCCGGCGACUGGACGCUGCCGUUCAGCGGCCGCGCCGAGUACGUCCCCGAGCACGGCCUCUGGUUCGGCCUCAGAGACGGCGGCCCCUGCGCGUUCUGCGCCGUGGACCUCGCCGCCGCCACGGCACGGAGGCCCCCGGCGGUGCGCAGCCUCUGGAAGGACUUCGCCCCGCCGGCGGAGUGGACGGUCUUCCCUCCGGUGUCGCGCCUCGUGCACCUGGGAUCCGCCAGGUUCUUCACCACCGACAUGCUCGGCCCCUACCCAGCCGGCCACGCGGUGUUCACCGCCGUUGAGGUGGAGCGCUGCGCCGCCGCCGACGGAGGGCUUCGAAUGAUGAAGCACGGAUCGCUGUACAUGCUCCUCCAUGAGAUGCAGAUGAUCCCUUGGGUGCUUUGAUUAGCUUCUAUUAGUACCUAGUGGCAACAGCACAAGAUCUUAUAUGGCAUCCUCUUGAGGCCCCAAUAGAUCUUUAGUAGUAGGAGUAGCAAUCAACCUCACUUGGCACAUGAUGAUUUUUUAUCAAGAUUGUCGAUGUUUGUGUCAUAUGCAUGGUAGUGUUUAGGGGGGCCUCUGUAAUAAAAUUGGUGUAAUCAUUUAGAAGCUGUUGACUAACUUGUUACUCAGGUUAUGUGUGCGAAUAUAAUAUCAUAAAUAAAUGUGUUUCCCAUCUAGUUGAGUUGUUGAGUUACUCUCUCUAUUGUGUUGCAAGCAGUUGCCAAGCUUGAUGCAGAUUUCAAGUCAAGUACUAUUUGAAUCAGAGUGAUGACUGAAUGACUAGUUGUGUUUGGUUUCAUACUUUCAUCAAUAAAAAAGGAGCCAUGCGACUUGCAACUUAGGUACUCUGAUACUUAACAAUUUAUAUGAUUUUGUGUGGAAUAUUUUUUCCCACAAUUUUUCUCCUUAUUAGGCAAGAUGCUGGAUUAAAAAAUCAAAGCUUUGUUCCAAUUUCGUAAUGAUAGUAAGGUAGUGGUCAGCCAUUAUCCAGGAAAUUUUAUCUCUAAAAAAGGAGAAUUUAGGUGACUUAUUUGAGGACUGCCAAGAGAAGCUUGCCCUUGUGUUAUUUUGAACUAACAUAUUCUUCUCCAUACAUCCUGCAGCGCUACAUCCAGGAGUUAGCAGUCUCAAAAGCAUUUCCAAGCAUCAACAGUUGUGUUCUUCAGUGUUUGUGAGAAUGUUCUGUGGUGUUUCUUCCAAAAAAAGAACUUCGCUACAGGGGGAGAGAUCCAGGGGGAAGAAAAGAAUCCACAUCCACUAGCUAGAUAUGUACAUCCACCACUUGUAAAGCCC